Molecule: messenger RNA, 2010 nt
Organism: Micropterus dolomieu (smallmouth bass)
Lineage: Eukaryota; Metazoa; Chordata; Actinopteri; Centrarchiformes; Centrarchidae
Product: adhesion G-protein coupled receptor F1-like
Exons: 8
Coding region: 1-1962 (653 amino acids)
Biological process (GO): G protein-coupled receptor signaling pathway; cell surface receptor signaling pathway
Cellular component (GO): membrane
Molecular function (GO): G protein-coupled receptor activity
Source: RefSeq, a predicted model, not a curated record
AUGAAUAUAACACUGGUGUUAACCAACAACAAACUUAUAUGUGUCAAUGAUCCUGUGUAUGGUAGUGGAACUCUUAAUUACGUGGCUGAAGCUCCCUGCGAACCAAACUAUGUGGGAACAAAGACAGCUGUUUGUGGGAGCGAUGGUCAGUGGGGAAAUAAACAAGACAACUGCGUCCUACAAAUUGUCCAGCAGCUGUUCCAGCAGUCUCAGGACUUGAAUAACAAUUCGUUUCCAAGAUUCUUGGAAAAACUCAGCUCUGCCACUGUCAACUUGACGGAGCAAGUUGUUGACUCUCCUGGAACCAUUAACGCCAUUGUUCAAAUACUCAACAAUGUAGCCAAUGUGUCAUUAUCACCAAAUAUCUCAAUAACUGAAACUUCAAUGAAGAACAUCCUGUUAACUGCAGGUGUCCUAACCACAAAUGGCUCAAAGGCAUCAUGGGGCUUUCUGAAUGGCAACGACACCAGCAACAUCACAGCAACACAAAGAAUAAGUGUCAGCUCAUUAUUUUUGCAGUCCCUUGAGAAUAUAACAAGUUAUCUUACCAAUGACUCUUUCAAUAUUGACACACCUUCAAUUCUCUUGAACAAAGCAACAUUUACAAACCCCUUUAUGGCUGACUUUGAUUCCUCUGUGGAGAUAGACAUACCGUCUGUUGGAAGAAGUAAGUUUAUCACUGUGGUAACAUUUGCCUCAAUGGAUAACGUGCUCCCUGCAAGAGACAAAGGAAAUUCAUCCAUCUACGUCAUCAAUGGGAGAGUCGUAAUUGUUCAGUCCAGUGGUACCGUCGAUAAUGUUUCGUUCACAUUUGAUAUUAUAAACAAUACUCUGGGGAACGCUCAGUGUGUUUUCUGGAACUUCAGCCUCUUCAGUGGUCUCGGGGGAUGGGACAAUGGGGGCUGCGUGUUGGUAUCCAACAACACCAACGUCACCUGCAACUGCAACCACCUGACCUCGUUCUCUAUCCUUAUGUCACCUUACAGCAAAGAUGACAUUGUGUUGGAUUACAUUACCUACAUUGGAGUUGGCAUAUCUAUGGCUUCCUUGGUCAUAUGCCUCAUUAUUGAAGCUAUCAUCUGGAGAAAAAUAAGAAGGAACACCACAUCUUACUUGCGUCAUGUUUCCAUUGUUAACAUCGCUGUGUCUCUCCUGAUUGCUGACAUCUGGUUCAUUAUUGGGGCCGCCAUCUCAGAUGCAAAGACAGUAAACCAAUCAGCAUGCACUGCGGCUACAUUUUUUAUCCAUUUUUUCUACCUAGCCCUGUUCUUCUGGAUGUUAGCCUCAGCUCUGCUGUUGUUCUACCGCACAGUCAGUGUCUUCGACGGGGGUUUUGUCUUCGACGGGGGUUUGUCUAAAACAUCUAUGUUGGCUAUUGGAUUCUCUCUAGGCUACGGGGGCCCUCUCAUCAUCGCUGUCAUAACAAUAGCUGUAACUGCACCCCAAAAAGCGUACAUCCAAGACGCUGGGGUCUGCUGGCUCAACUGGGAUAAAUCCAAAGCUCUACUGGCAUUUGUGAUCCCUGCACUGACAAUAGUGGUGAUAAACCUGUUAAUCCUGCUUGUUGUGAUUUACAAAAUGUUGAGAAGAAGGGUAGGAGACUCUUCACAAGCAGCUGAAAGACAUGUAAUGGUGAUUAUUGCAAGGAGUUUGGCUGUCCUCACACCAUUUUUUGGAUUAACUUGGGGUCUGGGAGCCGGAACCCUCGCCGACCCAAACAAUAGAGGAAUCAGUAUUUCAUUUGCAUUGUUCAAUUCGCUGCAGGGUUUCUUCAUAUUGGUGUUUGGAACGCUGUCGGACAAAAAGGUGCGGUCAGAAUUAAUAGGGUCAGAAACAUCCGGGAGUGGAACAAGGAGCACCAGCGCUGGAAACUCAUCAAGUGUAUUUACCUUUUUCCAGAAAUGGAGGAGGGGUGGUAUAACAACAAUUAAGAAAAGACCGAGACAAAAGCUCAAAUGCUAAACUUCUAAUUGCUAGUGUAAUGUUGGCCACAUACUUUGGUCUAGAUUU